This is a messenger RNA of Phoenix dactylifera (date palm), 2244 nucleotides long. RefSeq names its product glucose-6-phosphate dehydrogenase 4 (gene G6PD4). Gene Ontology annotation, biological process: glucose metabolic process. The record is from RefSeq and is a predicted model, not a curated record. Gene Ontology annotation, molecular function: glucose-6-phosphate dehydrogenase activity; NADP binding. NCBI's taxonomy places the organism in Eukaryota, Viridiplantae, Streptophyta, Magnoliopsida, Arecales, Arecaceae.
CAGAAAAAAAUCUGCGACUGGACCGUUUGCGGAAACCCCGACAGCGGGCUGUGGUCUCCGUCUCCGGACGAGGCGAGGAAUCCCGAAUCCGACUCGAGAGAUGGCAUCGCUGCCGUCCGCCGCGGCCGCACCCACCCGAGUUGUGCGGCCUUCCCCGCUCCCAACUGCUGCCGGCCGCCUCCGGGUUGCUUCAAAAUGCCUUGCUUCAGCAAGUGAUCGCCAUUGCAUGCUCUAUGGCUCUGCUGUAAAUUUCAACCCGCGAGUUUGUGGGCUUAAAUUUUGGAUUUCUCGAAAGCCAAGGCAUCAAAACAACAUUAAGAGACAUGGACGGGCAAUGAGGAUCAAGAAACUUGAAGUUUAUGGAAAAGAUGAACUGGAAAUUGAGUCAUCGUCAUCAUCUGAAAGGAAACCUAUUGAGAAUGUGGAGCUGCUGCAUGAUUUAAUCGAGGAAACAUCACCAUCAAAAUCUCAAACCACAGAAUGUCCAUCCUCUAACGAUCAACCUGUUAUAGAUAAAGAUCUUGAUUAUCCCAAAGGAUCUUCCUCGUCUGUGAUAGAGACGAAUUCCUUUUCUUAUGACCAUCUAGGUGGUAGAGUACCCUCUCUUUGUAUUGCUGUUGUAGGAGCUACUGGUGAACUUGCCAGAAACAAGGUCUUUCCAGCAUUAUUUGCUCUGUAUUAUAGUGGCUUUCUUCCUGAGGAUGUGGGUAUAUUUGGCUACUCAAGAAAGCAUUUGACUGAUGAGGAUCUGAGAUCCAUCAUUGCAGCAACUUUGACUUGCCGAGUCGAUCACCAGGAAAAUUGUGGGGACAAAUUGGAUGCCUUUCUCAGUAGAACAUACCAUAUAAAUGGUGGAUGUAACAACAGAGAUGGGAUGGCAAAACUGGACUUCCGGAUGAAGCAGAUUGAGGGUGACCAUGAAGCAAACAGGAUAUUUUACCUUUCAGUUCCCCAAGAAGCACUUCUUGAUGUUGCAUCUUCACUUGCUGAUGGUGCCCAAACAAAAAGAGGCUGGAACAGAAUAAUCAUCGAGAAGCCCUUUGGCUUUGAUGCGUUUUCUUCAUACCAGCUGACACAGUCUCUUCUGUCCAAGUUUGAAGAGAAGCAAAUCUAUAGGAUAGAUCAUCUUUUGGGGAAGGACCUUAUUGAAAAUCUUACUGUUUUGAGGUUCUCUAAUCUGGUAUUUGAGCCAUUGUGGAGUCGAACUUACAUACGUAAUGUGCAGGUUGUUUUUUCUGAAGAAUGUGGAAUUGAAACACGAGGAAGAUACUUUGGUGGCUAUGGGAUCAUCCGAGACAUAAUUCACAGUCACAUCCUCCAGACAAUUGCCUUAUUUGCAAUGGAACCUCCUGUCAGUCUUGAUGGGGAAGAUAUUCGAAAUGAGAAGGUCAAGGUGCUUAGAUCAAUUCGGAAAUUGGACCUUGAUGAUGUUGUUCUUGGGCAGCAUAAAGCUAGUGCAGGCAAGGCUAAUGGUUACAUGAACUCUCUGACACCGACAUUCUUUGCUGCUGCUCUGUACAUUGACAAUGCUCGAUGGGAUGGUGUGCCAUUUUUAAUCAAAACGGGGAUGGGACUCAUCAAACACAGGGUUGAGAUACGUAUCCAGUUUCAUCACGUCCCUGGCAAUAUCUAUCGUGAACGCAUUGGCCAAAAUAUUGACCUUGCCACAAAUGAACUUAUCCUAUGUGAUCAGCCUGAUGAAGCCAUUCUCAUGAAGGUCAACAACAAGGUUCCUGGGCUUGGAUUGCAGCUAGAUGCUUCAGAACUAAACUUGCUUUACAAGGAUAAGUACAAUGUUGAAGUGCCAGAUUCUUAUGAACACCUCCUUCUGGAUGUGAUUGAUGGAGACAACCAUCUUUUCAUUAGGAGUGAUGAACUGGCAGCUGCGUGGAAUAUACUUACUCCAAUUCUUCAUGAAAUUGAUAAAAAUAAUGUAGCACCUGAGCUCUAUGAGUUUGGGGGUAGAGGGCCUAUUGGUGCCUACUAUCUUGGUGCCAAGCAUGGAGUUCGCUGGGCUGAUGAUUAGUAUUAGUAUAUUUGCUGUAGUAUUGGAGAAUGUGUUUCGGAGGAAAACCUAUUACCAAAAUGAAAUUACUCCCGUGGCAGAGUUCCUUCAAUUGGAGAUCAAUAUACCAUUAGUCUCUCCCAAAGAUGUAAAUACACUCUUUGUGCAAUGUAAAUGACAUAAUUUGAUGGCAAAAGAUUAUGAAUAAACAUAGCAUAAAUCCAGUGUUUUUGUUCCAA